GUGACAUCCUCCCUGGCCCGCGACCCGAAUCAUGAGAUUUGAGGUUCUACUUAUAUAAUCGAGCCACGAAUACUAAUACUAUAUAGCGCAGCAUUUGAUUUAGUAUUGAUGAACAAAACGACCGGUGCGCAGGCUUAAAAUACUUAAGAAUCCGAUCAUGCGCAGUGCACCUACCUCAAUUCAAUACCCAUGGCAUCGUAUAUAGUAUCAUGAUCAUCACAAAUACCCUUGAUACUUGCUGUUGACAAUCACAGCUGCCGUGUUGCAGUGCAGCACGCUACAGUACUUAUUGGCAACUGCUUGCUGCACAGUGCAGACCUCCGUUUACCCUCGAGAAUGUCAGCCCCAGACACUUUCGGUUUACAGUUAGCCAAGUACACUAACGUCGCUGCAUCAGCAAUCCUAAUUUAUGACUACUUUGUCACCUUACAUUCCGAAGUCCGAUGGACUCGGGGACGGAAGUGGGGACUCAUUCGGACCACCUUCACGAUUUCACGAUAUGCACCUUUUGCUGGUGCGCUUAUGACCUCGUACUCCGCUAUCAAGACAUGGGGCACGCAAGAUUGUGCACCUUUCAACGAUGCUGUAAACGGCAUACACUUCUUGGGCAUCCUUGCCUCGGAAGGUCUAUUGAUUUUCAGGGUCUACGCCUUCUCUGGCAAUAAAAAGGCUUAUCUUACUAUUCUUCUCUCCUUUGGUUUGGCCAUCUUGGUGACGUGUGCGAUUCUAAGUGCUGCCCCCAUCAAUUUGAACAUCCCAGGAGUCGGCCCCCCUUGUGUGUUGGAGGGGGCUCGUAGCAGUACCCUCGGAUAUCGACACUAUCUGGGUUCUCAUAGUGCACUGGUGAGGAGUAUCUAUCGUGAUGGACUACUAUACAUGUUCUGCAUCAUGACGAUAUCUAUGUUUAAUGUGAUGAUUAUCGCUGUGUUGCCUCUCUCUUACAGCGAGACGCUAAACGCGUUAGUCCGCUCAAUUAUAGAUUGUUGCGCACAGUGUUCUUGCUUCUCGAAUACUGUUCAAUCUUCAAGUGAGCGCGGAGCGACCGCUCUGGCUCGACGACCGAUCGGCGAUCUCAAUGGAAUCACUAUCACUAUCUCGUAUACAUACAUUCAAAGCGCGACCUGGAGCCAGUGAGACAGCUAGCCAGACAGAUGAAGCUUAGACCUGUUGAUAGUUCUGCG
Molecule: messenger RNA, 1181 nt
Organism: Suillus fuscotomentosus
Lineage: Eukaryota; Fungi; Basidiomycota; Agaricomycetes; Boletales; Suillaceae
Exons: 15
Coding region: 337-1134 (265 amino acids)
Source: RefSeq, a predicted model, not a curated record